This is a messenger RNA of Dermochelys coriacea (leatherback sea turtle), 5510 nucleotides long. RefSeq names its product glutamate ionotropic receptor NMDA type subunit 2D (gene GRIN2D). NCBI's taxonomy places the organism in Eukaryota, Metazoa, Chordata, Testudines, Dermochelyidae. Gene Ontology annotation, cellular component: postsynaptic density membrane; plasma membrane; postsynaptic membrane. The record is from RefSeq and is a predicted model, not a curated record. Gene Ontology annotation, molecular function: transmitter-gated monoatomic ion channel activity involved in regulation of postsynaptic membrane potential; NMDA glutamate receptor activity. The coding region runs from base 228 to 5201 and encodes 1657 amino acids. Gene Ontology annotation, biological process: monoatomic ion transport; long-term synaptic potentiation; synaptic transmission, glutamatergic. The transcript has 13 exons.
UCUUCCUCCUUCCCCUUGUUCUCUGCAGAGAGCCCAAGCGUCACGAAUGGGGGACGGGGCAUUUGUUCCUGUGAGCCGCCUUGCUCCCUGCUGCUCCUAACCAGCCCCAGUCGCAAUCUGCUAUGGCUUCCAUUGUCGUGCCUGUUCCAGCAGGGCGUGGGGACUGCACCGGACAGCGCCGAAAGAGAAGACAGCUGGACUGAGGGGAAGUGCUGAGGCCCUGCGAGAUGAGCCUGUCCCCUGGCCCCCCCGCUGCUAGGAUGCUCUUUGUGCUGGCUCUGGCCUGCGCCAGCCCCUUCCUGGAUCUGCGCCCAGACGGGCCGCGCUCCCUCAACGUGGCCAUCAUCUUCAGUGGCUCGUCCUACACGCCUGAGAGUGCCCGCUUUGCCCCCACUGCCUUCCGCAACUUCUCCAUGGAAGUGAACCCCGUCUCGGUGCUCCUUAACGACACCAACCCCCGCAGCCUCAUUGUGCGCCUGUGUGACGUUCUCUCCUCCCUGCGCAUCCACGGCGUGGUCUUCGAGGACGACACACGCACCGAGGCCGUGGCCCAGAUCCUGGACUUCAUAUCAGCCCAGACCUCAGUGCCCAUCAUCGGCAUCAACGGGGGCUCGGCCAUCGUCCUCACACCCAAGGAGAAAGGCUCCACCUUUCUGCAGCUAGGCUCAUCGACGGAGCAGCAGCUGCAGGUGAUGUUCGAGGUGCUGGAGGAGUACGACUGGACGGACUUCGCUGUCAUCACCACACUCUUCCCCGGCUACGAGGACUUUGUGGAUUACAUCGAGGUGCUGACCGACAGCAGCUUCAUCGGCUGGGAACACCGGGGCGUCCUGACCCUCAACCUGACUGAUGACCCUGACGGCUCCCGGGUCAAGCGCCAGCUGCGGGAGAUCCCUGCCCAGAUCCGCCUGCUCUAUUGCUCCCGCGAGGAGGCAGAGAGCAUCUUCCGGGCAGCACAGGACGCCGGCCUCACUGGACCUGGCUAUAUCUGGUUCAUGGUGGGCACCAACCUGGGUGGCACUGACUACAUGCCUGAGCACCUGCCCGUUGGCCUCUUCACAGUGUUGUCGGCUGGCUGGCGGGACGACCUGCACCACCGUGUCCAGAACGGGGUGGCCAUCAUUGCCAAGGGUGCUGAGGCACUCUCCAGGGACUACGGCUUCAUUCCCGAGUUCAACAAUGACUGCCGGGCGCCCAACCUUAGCCAGAUCCAUGAGAACCUCCACCGGUAUUUCAUGAACAUCACAUGGGGGCAAAAGGAUUUUUCGUUCAACGAGGACGGCUACCUCAUCAACCCAUCGCUGGUCGUCAUUUCCCUCAACAAGGAGCGCACUUGGGAGGUGGUGGGGAGCUGGGAGCACCAGAUCCUACGCAUGAAGUACCCGGUCUGGUCGCGCUACGGCAAGUUCCUGCAGCCGGUGGAUGACGACCAGCACCUGACGGUGGCCACGCUGGAGGAGCGGCCCUUCGUCAUUGUCGAGAACAUCGACCCGGCCACCGGCACCUGCAUCCGGGACUCGGUGCCCUGCCGUAACCAACUGAACCGCACCGACAGCCACCCCACAGACCCGCUGCUCUUCGAGAAGAAAUGCUGCAAAGGGUUCUGCAUCGACAUUCUCAAGCGCCUGGCUAAGACCGUGGGCUUCACCUAUGACCUCUACCUGGUCACCAACGGCAAGCACGGCAAAAAGAUUGACGGGGUCUGGAACGGCAUGAUCGGGGAGGUGUUUUACCUGCGUGCAGACAUGGCCAUUGGCUCCCUGACUAUCAAUGAGGAACGCUCUGAGAUCAUCGACUUCUCCGUGCCCUUCGUCGAGACGGGCAUCAGCGUCAUGGUCUCGCGGAGCAACGGGACCGUCUCGCCCUCCGCCUUCCUGGAGCCCUACAGCCCAGCUGUCUGGGUGAUGAUGUUCGUCAUGUGUCUGACCGUGGUGGCUGUCACCGUCUUCAUCUUCGAAUACUUCAGCCCCGUGGGUUAUAACCGCAGCCUAGCCGCCGGGAAACGCACAGGGGGCUCCAAGUUCACCAUUGGUAAGUCCAUCUGGCUGCUCUGGGCUCUGGUCUUCAACAACUCGGUGCCCGUGGAGAACCCCAAGGGCACCACCAGCAAGAUCAUGGUGCUGAUCUGGGCCUUCUUCGCCGUCAUCUUCCUCGCCAGCUACACCGCCAACCUGGCCGCCUUCAUGAUCCAGGAGGAGUACGUGGACACAGUGUCGGGGCUGAGCGACCGCAAGUUCCAGAAGCCGCAGGACCAGUACCCGCCGCUCAAGUUCGGCACCGUGCCCAACGGCAGCACGGAGAAGAACAUCCGCAGCAACUACCCCGACAUGCACACGUACAUGGUGAAGUACAACCAGCGCAGUGUGGAGGACGCCCUGCAGCACCUCAAGUUGGGGAAGCUGGACGCCUUCAUCUACGACGCGGCCGUGCUGAACUACAUGGCGCGGAAGGACGAGGGCUGCAAGCUGGUGACCAUCGGCAGCGGGAAGGUCUUCGCCACCACCGGCUACGGCAUCGCCCUGCAGAAGGGCUCCCGCUGGAAGCGCCCCAUCGACCUGGCGCUGCUGCAGUUCUUGGGCGACGACGAGAUCGAGAUGCUGGAGCGGCUCUGGCUCUCGGGAAUCUGCCACAACGACAAGAUCGAGGUGAUGAGCAGCAAGCUGGACAUCGACAACAUGGCGGGCGUCUUCUACAUGCUGCUGGUGGCCAUGGGGCUGAGCCUGCUGGUCUUCGCCUGGGAGCACCUCAUCUACUGGAAGCUGCGCCACUGCAUGCGGCACACCGGGCGCCUGGACUUCCUGCUGGCCUUCAGCCGGGGCAUGUACAGCUGCUGCACCAGCGAGGACCCCAAGCUGCAGGAUCAUCAGCAGCUGCCCAUCCUGAACCACAGCUACCCCCCGCAACGCGGGGGGGCCACGGCCCUGCCCAGCCCCCCCGCCCCGCCCCUGCCCUGCAGCAGCUUCCUGCCCCGGGACCGGCGCAUCGUGGAGCGCUGGCGCCAUGCCCGCAGCCCCAAUUGCUAUAAGGACUUGUACCCCCCGCCCGCCCCCUCGGAGCCCCCCAAAGCACCCCCGCAGCGCCAUGGCCUCCAGAAUGCCUUCGCCGAGGGCUUCCACCGCUUCUACGGCCCCAUCGAGCCCGAGGGGCUGUCGGACCACCUGGGGGCCGGCGGCGGGGCCCAGGCCAAGAAGCUGGGGCCAUGCCAGCUCUCCCCGCCCCUCCGGAGCCUGGAGAACCCCCCAUCCUACUUCGCCAUCGUGCGGGAGAAGGAGGGUCCCGACCCGGGCGCCUCAGCCUGGCAGAGGAAGUCGCUGCGGGGACUGUACGAAAGUUUCCAGGCGGGCAAGGCCGGGAGCCGGACGCCAGAGGCCAAGAAACACGGUGGCGGGGGGCUGGGCGGCGGCUACGCCGCCAAGGGCCCAUGCGAGGUGGAGGGCGGCCGGCCGGCCCAGGAGCCGGGGCGUUACGGCUACACCCGGCUCUCCUACGAAGACGAGCGCAGCCCGCCCCCGGGGGCAGCGCCCUGCGGGCGGGAGCGGCGCUACCGGCGCCCCGAGGAGCCGCGGGACAGCGAGAGCCAGCCCUUGCUGCGGCCCACCUGCCCAGCCAGCCGGUCCCACGUCUGCCGCGGCCGCUCCCGCCCGCCGCCCGCCGGCUUCCCCAGCCAGAGCCGCUACGUGGAGCUCUCGGACUCGGACUCGGAGCCGUGUGAGCGGGACGGGCCGUGCCCGGAGGCCUCCCCCCCAGCCGGGGCACCCCCGGCUGACGGGCACAGCUGCUGGUACGCGGCCCCUGAUUUCUUCUGCACCUACCCCUCCCGGGAGGCCCCGCUCUUUGCCCCCCACAAGCCUGUGCGCUACUGGUCGGCCGACAAGCUGGCCCCCUGCCGCUCGUGCCACCGGCUUUGCCAGCACUGCGCCAGCCUGGAGCUGCUGCCCCCCCCCGACCCCGCCCUGCCGCAAGGAGGCCCGGGGCUACUUCAGCCGCUCCGAGGAGCGGCUGGAGCGCUGGCUGGACUGGGAACACCGCCUCUGUGGCCCCUACGGCUGCCUGGCACCCAGGCACCACCCCGGUCUCUAUCGGCGCUGCCACCACCACCACUCCUGCGAGCUGGGCCCAGCCGGCUCCCUCCUGCACCCCACCUCCCGCAGCCUGGAGGACCUGAGCUCCUGCCACCUGGUGCGCUGCGGCCUGACCCCCCACCUCCUCGGCUUCUCCCCGCCCGAGUGCCUCCCGCCCCGCCUCAGCCACAGCGGGGAGCUCUUCGCCCGCCGCGGCUCCGCCCACUUCUCCAGCCUCGAGUCGGAGGUAUGACCCAGCCACGGCCGCGGGGGGCAGGGGCCGUGGGACGUGGGCACUGCGGCGGACCUGGGGGGGACAGGGCCACAGCGGCUCAUGCCACAGAAGCCACCGCAGACCCAAGGGGACGGUUUAGCUCCCGCCGGUGCCAAGGACCUACGGCGAGGCGGGGGGGCGGGUCACAGGCCACGGUCGUGGCGCUGCCACGGGGGGCGGUGCCACGCCUGGUCCCACAGACCCACGGAGAGGCGGAGCCUGCCACAGACCCUGGAGAGAGGUGGGAGCUGGCCACGGGAACUGGGACAAGGCGGUCCCCGGCACCACGGAUCCAGGCCGAGAUGGACCCAGCUGUCAUGCCACGGAUCUGGACCCCGCAGAAGCGGGGGGUGGGGGGGCAGUCCAGCUAUGUGUGGGGCGGCUGCCCCUGGUCUCAGAAACUGGCGAGAGCCGGGGCAGGACCCAUUGAGCAGUGGGGGGAUGUCCGUCCCCCCACCCAGCCCCACAGUGCAGCCAGAGGGGGAUGGGCUGGAUCCAUCCACCAGGGAGCUAGCUGGGGGAGGGGGUUAUCAGCCACAUGGCCACGCUGCCCCCCCCCACAGCCCUGUCUUGUCUCCAAAGGGCUCUUUCAUUGUAUCGGGGGGGACACGAUCCGGGGCGGUGGGAUCUCAAAUGUGGGGGCCGGCAUGGAAGUAAAACAUUCCAUCUGUGGCAGGUGGGGGGGGCUGUUUGGAGACUUUCCCUCCCCACAGGGGAAAAUGUCGGGGGGAGCCUGGCCAGGACUUCACCAUGUGUGGGCCAUGGGGGGGUGCCAUGGGGUCCCCCCCUUUCAAUACACAACCGGGAGUAGCUGUUUCACCUUUUUAAAAUCUCUAUUUUUCGGGGGAGACGAAACUGUGAUUUAAAAACCUGCAAAACUGAAACUGUGAUUUCCACCACCCCCAUCCGCCACCUCCCCCAGCGCUCCCCCCCCUUGUCCUUCUUCACUGGCAUCUUUUUCACUGCCUCCCCCCCCGCCCCGCCCCAUCUUUCUCUCCGGCCUUUUCAUUUCAUUUCCCUUUUCUUGGUUUUCAGAUUUUCACCUUCUGCCUCUUUUGUCACUUCUUUCUUCUCUCUCAUCUUCCAUCUGUCCCGCAUGUACCCCGUCUUCAAUCCAUCCCACCCCCCAAAACCCCUGUAUCCACCCCCACACCCCUCUCAAUCUAUCCAUCCCC